AUGGCACCUUCUACACAGACACAUUCUUAUUGCGUUGUGCAAUGGGAGGAUAACAAUAAUGAAUAUGCUGUUGUUCAUAUGAAACGUGCAAAGACAUCAAUCAUGUUGAAAGUUGGUUUAACAACAUCAUUUGAAGGAAACAAUCGAGAUCGUCGGCGUGGUGCAAAAAACGAUUGUACUGUAUUUAGUUUCCAAUUUGAAGAUCAAGGUGGACAUGUUAAUACUUAUUCCUGGAGUUUAGCACCUGGACUUUUCGAAAAAAUUGAAGAAACAACAAAAGCUAUUAAAAAUAUUGCUGGUGGAAACUUACAUCGAACUAUAUCUUCAUCGUCAACAAGUUCAACAACCAUGUCAAAGAAUAAAAAACGAAAAGUAAAUCAUAAUGAACAACAUACAACUGAUAAUCCAGGUGUAAUUGACGUCAAUAUGAUGCCAGUAUCACCACCUGCACCAGGUUCAACUCGUUCUACUAUUACUAUUGGUGAUAUUGAUCAAUCAUUAGGUUCAAGUGAUCAACGUCCAUCUAAUUCAUCUAAUGCAAAUAAAACUUCAACUACAAAUACUGAAACAAUAGUAUCGUAUGAUAUUGAUAGUCUUGUUCAAGAAAAUAAAGCAUUACGUAAUAAAGUUAAUGAGCUUGAAGAACAAUUAUUAGUUCAACGUGAAACAUCAAUUCGUGAGUAA
This is a messenger RNA of Rotaria sp. Silwood1, 684 nucleotides long. The record is from the annotation of a GenBank genome assembly. NCBI's taxonomy places the organism in Eukaryota, Metazoa, Rotifera, Eurotatoria, Philodinida, Philodinidae.